CAAAAGGGGACAUCGAACUCACCCGCUGAUUUCCAUCGAUGAUCGCGGGCAUCUCUCUUCCAGCGGCGUCCUGUCCCCCGGCAAGUGUGUGCGUAUGUUCGUUCCUGCGACGGCUUUCUUCACUAAAAACGCACUCCACUUUUCAUCAAGGUAAACACAAGGCAAAGACCUCGAGGUCACGAGCCCCUAGCGAACGGCUGCCGGGUCCUUACUUUCCCUCCGUUAAAAUACACCGACGGGAGAAACUCCCCGCGUUUCUCUCCCAUGCCUUGGGAAGCGACGAAGGUUAAAAACAGUUCAUUUCUCCUAUCUGGUGCAAUGCUCCUGUAAGCGCUUAGCUCUGCCCUCCACCCAUCAUGUUUCUUUCCGCCGUCCUGGCGUCCUUCUCCUUCCGCUUUUCUUGGAUUCGAUCGAUGACAUGAGGAACGAAGAACCGUCGCCUUCCGCGUCGGCACCCGCUGGCGAGGGUGACAGAAGGCGAGGAAACUUGCCUUGCGAGUCCGUUUCUGAACCGGAGAACUGCAUCAGGGACUCUCAAGGGCAGCAGAGAGAUCGAACAGAGUGUGAGGAAGAGAAGGUCGAAACGCCGUUUUCCUCAGUGGAAAUUGCCUUCGUCAACCACCUUGUAGGCCGAGGACUGCUUGCGCGCCGGUCCUUCAAAAAGGGAGAGGUCAUCUGCAACGACGCAGAGCCGCUCGUCGCUGCGCAACACAUCUACUCGGAGCGGUGUAGCUGGACCUGCGAGAGAUGCUUUACGUUCCUUGGCAACCUCCGCGACCAGGCCGAACUCAUUCUCUCCAACGACCCCUCUGACUUGGUAAAGAGAAGCCGGCGAAUUCGAGAAAACCUUGAGUUGCUCACAGACGAUUUUCUCCAGCGAGAAGGACUCUGCCUCGCCCGGCCUAUCCCCUGCGACCGCAAAUGCGGAGUAGUCUACUGCUCAGAAGAGCACAAGAAGCUUGGCCAGACCGAAGGACCGCACCGCCUUCUGUGCCUGGAGGCGACAAAACGCAUGCAGCGCGCCUGGCGAGUCUUCGCAAGCCAUUCGCGGAAGUUCAGUGAAAAUUUCUUGCUCGCAGGUCGCGCCUACGCACAGAUUCUUGUGCAUGUUCUGUACGGCCAGAAGUCAGUUGAAGAGGCGACAACGCCUUUCUGCGGCUUCUUCUGUCGAAGAUGGGAAGAGCUUGGGGCCGGAGAGGCGCCCAGGGAGGAGGCGGGAGAGCCUCGGGAGUUGCGUUCUCUCUCCGGACGUCGCCAAACUCUGGAGGAAUCUUUUUCUCUUCUCUGUCGAGUUUUCCUUGCGCCGGAUGUUCUUGGAGAGUCUGCGUGGACACCGGCGAACGGUGCGUGUGGGGAGGAGCGUCGACAGCUCCUCCAAGAGAAGUGGAGGAAGCUUUUCAGCUUAGAUUUCUACUCCGAGCUCUUGGGCACCUUCGAGCUGGUCAACGUCGACAUCGAAUUUGACAGUCCCCUGAACGCGCGCGUCGCGUCUGCUCUGUCGCUUCGGCCAUGCAAAGCACUGCUUCGCCUGGUGAAGAAAGUCGUUGCCUGCGAAGACGUUAUCGACGCGGAGAGCCUUGAGGCCGGAGCCAGAGGCGCGCUGGAUCGCGACUCGAAUUCCGAGGACAUGGAGGAGUGGAAAACUCUCGUCGAGGACCUUCUUCCACCUUUCCUGGGAGUCGGACUCUUCAGAGCAGUGUCGAUGACGAACCAUUCCUGCUGGCCGAACGCAGAGGUCGAUUAUCCGUUCCUCACCAACGCUGCUCAAGUGACGGCGCUGCGGGACAUCGCCGAGAAGGAAGAAAUUCUUCUCUCUUACAUCGACGAGUCUCUCCCUCUGGCAGAGAGACAGCGCCUCCUCAAAAGCCAUUACAAGUUCACUUGUGGCUGCCAGCGUUGCCAAGUCGAGGCCGCGGCGACACUGCUGGCGAGACGAGGUGCACUGCCCACUGAAAAUGCAGGAGCCUUGGACGCGAUUGCUGGUGCCACCGGCCUCUCCCCUUCGCUGGUCGACGAAGUUCUUUCCUUUAUCGCCGCUUGUUCAAAUUCCGAAGAACCGCAUGCAGCCGAGAGUGUCUGCGGAAUCCCCUCCUGAGUUGUGGGGUCAGGCGCGACGAGACAGGCGAAGGAGACAGUUCGACCUCGAGUGAAUGCGCGCAUGCAAACGCGUUGGCUGCGAUGUUCGAACUUCCCAGAGAAAAGACAAGUGACGCCAGAGAGAGAGACACCCUGUGAAAAAUGUAAAAGACGAAGGCAGUAAGUACUCUACCAUGCAACAAGUAAAAAUGUGAGAGAGCACCUCAUUUAAAACAUAUAAGAGGCGCGUUGCUUGUAAAAGAACGCCCCAUGUCAUAGUCAAGAGCAUACCCAGAGGGAAUCGUUUUUCGGCGAGAAAAUGAGGGAGAAGAGUGCCGAGGCAGAGAAAGUGUGAAGAAGGAAGUUUCGCAUCCGCGAAUCGAAGCGUGCAUCCCCCAUUUCCUCUCGGAGACUGACGAAACGCAUGCUUAUCAGGUGCGUGCCAAAAAAACGCAAACCAGAAGGUACGCGGAAGAUCCAUGGAUAGAGGGAGGUGACGAGAGGAUGGAACGAGAGAUGAAGUAGACAAUGUAAAAUGGAGCUUCGAAAAGAGAAACAAAGUGCGAAGAUGCAGCGCUGGAAGGUACAGUUAUUUCAUGAUCUCGGCUGCGGCGGGAAGAAGCAAAAAGCGCAGAAAACACUCUCCAUUUCAGAGAUCGAGACUUGUCAGCUUUAAUUUCUGCACAAGCUUCCGCCCUUGUAGUGCCAUGCCCAUCCCCGUGGUGGCUGUCACCGUUUUUUUCUAUUUUAAUAAAAUAUGUUUUCCGACAAACAACUCAUGUCGCUUCCAUAAAACUCCGACACCAUGCAAGGAAGUCAACUUGGCCUUUAUCUCUCGAUUAUCUCGCUCUGUCUGUCUGUAUCUCUACAUGUCGCUUCCGCUGUCGCAGC
Toxoplasma gondii ME49 is the source of this 2967-nucleotide messenger RNA. Its product is annotated as histone lysine methyltransferase, SET, putative. The record is from RefSeq and is a predicted model, not a curated record. The transcript is spliced from 15 exons. Lineage: Eukaryota; Apicomplexa; Conoidasida; Eucoccidiorida; Sarcocystidae. Gene Ontology annotation, molecular function: protein binding; methyltransferase activity. The coding region runs from base 419 to 2095 and encodes 558 amino acids.